This is a messenger RNA of Ciona intestinalis (vase tunicate), 1583 nucleotides long. The record is from RefSeq and is a predicted model, not a curated record. NCBI's taxonomy places the organism in Eukaryota, Metazoa, Chordata, Ascidiacea, Phlebobranchia, Cionidae.
CGCCCGAAAACUUUAUAAUAUUUCCCAUACACGUCGACUUUCGGGGUAAAUGUCGCCCAAACUUACAAGCUACAGAUAUUUUCUGCCGAUCCAGACACGUUGGGCGGACAAUGAUAAUUACGGCCACAUAAACAACUCUGUUUAUCAUUACUACGUCGAUACUAUUGUUAACAACUACCUUAUAUGGUAUUGUGACAUCACAGAGGGCAUUGGUUGGAUGGUUGAGACGCAAUGCUCAUACAGAAAUCCUCUACAUUAUCCACAAGUGGUCCUCGGUGGGCUCGCCAUCACCAAGGUAGGGACAUCUAGUGUCCAUUAUUCCGUCGGAUUCUUCGAGCCAUUGUUUAAAUAUUCGGAAAUUAUUGAGGGGGGAGACCCGCUACUUGAACUGAAGAUUGGCUCGCAAGGAAUCUUAGUUUCGCCGAGCCACCCCGACAAAUACGAUGACAUCGGCAAAUAUUAUCGCACGGAAGCAUCAGUUGUGGGGAGUCCCGUUCAUGUGUUUGUCGACAAACAAACAAACCGACCUGUCAAUCUACUGAACCAAAAGUUUCGCGAAAAUCUUGAAAAAUUGACGACUUUUGAAACCAAGCUUUGAAAAAAUUAAUUAGUUUUAAUUUAAUUAUUAAAUGAAACUUAUUUAUUCAUGCGUGGUGGAGCAACGAGCCAAUGACAGUUGUUAAGUAUCUUGCUCAAGUACGCAUACAUCCACAAUGGUAGCAGCAUCGAGCCUCGAACCUGUCACCUCUGGGCUGGUGACAAGUGCUUUAACCACUGAGCCAUGACGACAUUUUAAUUAAUUAAUUUAAUGAUAAUUAAACAUGUUUGUUAAUUAACAGAGUUAAGGUCGAUGUUUAAAUUAAACUUACCAUUGUUCCUUGUUAUGAGGUCACAAUCAACAAAAGGAAAACAAUGGGAUUUACGGAACUACAAGUACUUUAUCCCAUUCAUGAGUAGGUGGUCCGAUGUGGGAUGCGACGGGACAGUCGAUAAAUCAACUUAUUUCACGUUUGCUGGGACUAUUGUGAUGUCAUACACAGGCAAGUUUGAUGAGAAACAAUUUACUGUGGAUAUGUCGUGUAAACAUAGGGCAUUGCUCCACCACCCUGGUUUGUUCCUCGGUGGGGUUGGGGUGGAGAGGAGUUGGAUCAUAACGGGGAGUUUCCCUCCCAACCCACUAUGACAUCACUAAGGAGUUUGUUUGAUGAACAACCAGCAGCAGUGAUGCGAUGCGUGAAUGUGUUUGUGGACGAGGAACAUAAACCUCUUGCAGUGUUGCCAACAUAUAUUUAUGAUCAUCUCAAACACAUCAUGUUUUAAUAAUGUAUAGGGGCCACAACAGGAGUUGUUUUAAGCUUGACACUGAGGCUAUAACAUGUCAUGUUUUAAUUUCUGAAUCAUAAUGUUUUUAACUUUUAUUACGCUUCUGUUCAUAAUAUAUGAUUUGUAUUAUUUCUAAACCGUGCCAAAUAUUGAUGGGUGAAUAAUGUUUAUUUGGUUAAGUCAUAAUUAAUCAAGUUUGAUGCUCGUUAAUUAUCUUACAAUUAAGCAACGUUUCCCCCCCUUCAUAAGCAGGUGGGGGU